This is a messenger RNA of Grosmannia clavigera kw1407, 867 nucleotides long. RefSeq names its product proteasome regulatory particle subunit. The record is from RefSeq and is a predicted model, not a curated record. Gene Ontology annotation, cellular component: proteasome regulatory particle; proteasome regulatory particle, lid subcomplex; nucleus. Gene Ontology annotation, biological process: proteasome-mediated ubiquitin-dependent protein catabolic process. The transcript has 2 exons. Lineage: Eukaryota; Fungi; Ascomycota; Sordariomycetes; Ophiostomatales; Ophiostomataceae. The coding region runs from base 1 to 867 and encodes 288 amino acids.
AUGGCCGAGCGCCAGCUGACACAGAUUCUGGGGCAGCUCAAGACAGCGCACAGCUACGCGGACCAGACGCGGCUGCUGUCCAAGGCAAAGCUGGCGCUGCUGCAACUGGGGGCGCUGACGCCGGCGAUCGACGGGAGCCUGCCGGCGGCCGUGCUGGCGCUGGCGCGCGAGACGUACGAGCAGGGGGCGCUGUGCAGCAUCCGGGCGCACGAGGCGGACGCGUUUACGCGCUACGUGCAGCAGCUGGGGCCGUUCUACGCGCUGCCGGCCGCCGUGCUGGCGCCCAACCUGGCCGAGCGCAACAAGGUGACGGGCCUGUAUCUGCUGCUGCUGCUGACACAGGGCCUCUAUGGCGACUUCCACUCGGAGCUGGAGGCCAUCAGCACGCGCGAGGGCGCCGGCGCCGGCGUCAUCGAGGACGACCGCUACCUCGGCUACCCCAUCCGUCUUGAGCGCUGGCUCAUGGAAGGCAGCUAUGACCGUGUCUGGAAGGCCAUGAAGCAGGGCGAGGUUCCGUGCGAGGAGUACGGCGUCUUCUCAGAAAUCCUCACCUCGCAAAUCCGCUCCGAAAUCGCCUCCAGCAGCGAGCGUGCCUACCCGUCGCUCCCUCUCAGCUCCACCAAGUCGCUGCUCUUCCUCGACUCCGAAGGCGCCGUCAUCCAGUUCGCCCAGCAGCGCGGCUGGACCGUCCGCGACGGCCACAUCUACUUCCCGGCCCUCGCCUCCACCUCUGCUGCUAGCGGCGCCGCCUCCACCUCCGAUGCCUCCGACGACGGCUCUGCUCCGGUGCCGGUCGAGAAGGAGGUCAGCCAGAUGGUCAUCGAGAACGUCCUGGGCUAUGCCCGACAGCUGGAGACGAUCGUCUGA